Messenger RNA from Scleropages formosus (Asian bonytongue), 5776 nucleotides. RefSeq names its product rap guanine nucleotide exchange factor 6-like. NCBI's taxonomy places the organism in Eukaryota, Metazoa, Chordata, Actinopteri, Osteoglossiformes, Osteoglossidae. Gene Ontology annotation, biological process: Ras protein signal transduction. Gene Ontology annotation, molecular function: guanyl-nucleotide exchange factor activity; protein binding. The transcript has 26 exons. The coding region runs from base 892 to 5196 and encodes 1434 amino acids. The record is from RefSeq and is a predicted model, not a curated record. Gene Ontology annotation, cellular component: apical plasma membrane; plasma membrane.
GUUGUUCCGUCUUGCAGCCGGAGCGUCCGAUCGAUGGGCGGUUCUCCGGGGGGAGCUGCCGCGCCGCCUGCGAGCUGGGGAUGCGCACUCGGAAGAAGGGACAGACGCUGGCAGUCUGGCCCAGGAGAUGGACUGGCGCGCUAGCGGCGGCGGCGUAGGAGAGAAGCUCAAGCUGCAGCGAACCGGGGCUGCCGCCGAAGAGACAAGACUGCCGACUUGGGCUCAUUAGUUCCCCACGUCUCUCUCUCUCUCUCUCUCUCUCUCUCUCUCCGAGGGAGUUGAGGCAGCUGAAACUACACCCAGUCACAAACAUUGUUUUUUGGCUUCUGGGAACCAAAAGCUGGAAGCUGCAAGGAUGCUGCUGGCGAUUUGCACACAGUGUGCGCAUUGCUGUGGCAGAAUGCCGAGGCUCACUUUCCUCACUGUGGGAUGAGUGGCUCCUCGGCGCGGUACAGGUGAUCGCCGGUGCGCCACAGCACAUCAUUUUUUAUUAUGGACCUGCAGAUCGGCUCGCAUCUUUAAAAUUCCAGGAUUGUAGCUUUCUUCUGGUCUCCGCAGCUGUGAUGGUGGGUUGCAGGCAGAACUCUCAGGGUCUAGGAGAAGAAAAACAGGGAGACUUUCUCAUCUGCUGCUCGGGGCUCAGUGCAACUGGCAUUUGCAACUUUUUCAUCAUUCUGCCUUUGCGUAGCUUGUCAUAGAUUUCACGUUUGCCAUUAAGCGGAGGUUCCUAAACUGAAUGUAAAUCUGUAUUUGGACUUAACUCUUUUGGACCUGGACACCCAUUGCCAUGAUGAUUCCCUAGGAAGAUUCCCGUUGGACCCAAUCGAAGGAGCACCACCUGUGUCCGCUUGGUUCCUCUUCUGCAAGGAAAACUUUCAGCCUCUUCAGGAAAUGGCUUUCCUUGUUCGUUGCUAUGCCAACUGCUUGCAGCCAUGGUCCCCCAAACUCCCUGGAGACCUCAACAAAAUGUACCUCACGGACCAUCCCCACCAGCAUAUGAUGCACGUUCCUGCCAGUCAAUCAGGAUGCAGCAUUGGCAGUGAUUCUGGGAGCAGUAGCCUAUCAGACAUCUACCAGGCCACUGAGAGCGAGAUGAGCAACGUGGACCUGUGUGGUCUGCCAGAAGCCCCUGUUGACUCAGAGGAAGAAGAGGAGGAUGAUGAAGAUAUUGAGAGGGUCUCAGACUCUCUGCUGAGCAGAGACAUGGUUCGAGAGUGCCUUGAGAAAGAUCCAAGUGAUAGGAGUGAUGAUGACAUUGAGCAACUUCUGGAGUUCAUGCACCAGCUCCCUGCUUUUGCCAACAUGACCAUGUCUGUCAGAAGGGAGCUCUGCUCUGUGAUGAUGUUUGAGGUGGUGGAACAAGCUGGCACGGUCAUCUUACGGGACGGACAACAGUUAGACCUAUGGUACGUGAUCCUAAAUGGAUCUGUGGAGAUAGAGCACACCGACAGCAGGACAGAGACCUUGUGUAUGGGCAACAGUUUUGGCACUUCACCCUCGCUGGACAAGCAAUACAUGAGUGGGGUGGUGCGGACCAAAGGGGACGAUUGCCAGUUUGUAGUCAUAACGCAGGAGGACUACUGGCACAUCCUCAAUCAUGUGGAGAAGAACACGCACAAGGUGGAGGAGGAGGGCGAGAUUGUCAUGGUGAAGGAGCAUCGUGAGCUGGACCGCAGCGGAACCAUGAAGGGCCACAUCGUCAUCAAGGGAACUCCAGAGCGGCUGAUUAUGCACCUGGUAGAGGAACACUCAGUGGUGGACCCAACCUAUGUGGAGGACUUCCUUCUGACCUACCGCACUUUCCUCUCUGACCCCAUGGAGGUGGGAAAGAAGUUGCUGGAGUGGUUCAAGGUGGACAGCCUCAGAGACAAGGUCACACGAGUUGUAUUAUUGUGGGUGAACAAUCAUUUCAAUGACUUCGAAGGAAACUCAGAAAUGACUCAGUUCCUUGAGGACUUUGAAAAACAACUGGAAGCGGCAAAAAUGAAGGGUCACCUGAGGCUUCUGAAUAUCGCCUGUGCUGCCAAAGCCAAAUGGAGGCAGGUCACGCUGCUGAAACCCACCAGAGACUCUCCCCUCCACUUUACCCUGCAAGGCGGCAGCGAGACGGGCUUCGGCAUUUUUGUUGAAUCCGUGGAGGAGGGCAGCAAAGCUGCCGAGGCUGGCCUCAAGCGAGGAGACCAGAUCAUGGAGAUAAAUGGACAGAAUUUUGAGAACAUCGCCUACUCAAAAGCUGUGGAUAUACUGAGGAACAAUACACACCUCUCACUCACAGUGAAAACAAACAUAUUUGUGUUCAAAGAGCUGCUGUGUAGGAUUAAGCAUGAGAAGAAGAAUGGCUGUCCUCACAUCCCCAAGAUACAGGAGAAAAAGGGCAACCGCUACUCCAUCCCAGGGCUGUCUGGUGACAUGGAGCAAAUGUUUCCCUUGGAGAAUGAUGGUAAAAAAGCCAAGGCCAACAGUUCAUCUGGUGGGAGGAACAAGAUCAGGAAGAUCCUGGACAAGACGCGCUUCAGUCUCCUACCCCCCAAACCUCUCAGUGACAGCAGCCUGGGUGUGUCCCAGGAUGACAGCAUUGUGGGCACCAAGCAGUGCAGACACAGCGUGGCUGUCAUGCCCGUCCCCGGAGCCCUCUCCUCCAGCAGCCCGGACCUCCUGCAGCCAGCUGCUGCCAUGCUGGAACUCUCCAACCCCCCAGCUUCAGGAUUCUUCUACAAUCCAGAUCAGGUAAUCCGCGUAUUCAAAGCGGACCAGCAAAGCUGCUACAUCCUCAUCAGCAAAGACACCACAGCCAAAGAAGUCGUGUCCCACGUGGUGACUGAAUUCGGCUUAGCGGAGGCAUCUGAGGCCUACUCUCUGUGCGAGGUGUCGGUCAGCCAUGAGGGGGUCAUCAAACAGAGAAGGCUGCCUGACCAGCUCUCCAAACUGGCUGACCGCAUUCAGCUCAACGGCAGGUACUACCUGAAGAACAAUGCAGAGACAGAGACACUUUGUUCGGAUGAUGAUGCCCAGGAGCUGCUCAGGGAGAGCCAGAUCAACCUACUGCAGUUGAGCACCAUAGAGGUCGCUGCCCAGCUCUCAAUCCGUGACUUUGAGCUCUUCCGCAACAUUGAGUCCACUGAAUACGUAGACGACCUCUUCAAGUUGGAGCCUGCUGCUGGUGACACACACCUCAGACAGUUUGAGGACCUUAUCAACCAGGAGACCUUCUGGGUGGCCACUGAAAUCCUCAAAGAAGCCAACACACUCAAGAGAAUGAAGACCAUUAAGCACUUCAUCAAGGUCGCCCUCCACUGCCGCGAAUGCAAGAACUUCAACUCCAUGUUCGCCAUCAUUAGUGGGCUGAACUUGGCUCCUGUGGCUCGUCUGAGGGGAACAUGGGAAAAACUGCCAAACAAAUAUGAGAAACUGUUUCGGGACCUGCAGGACCUGUUUGACCCCUCCAGGAACAUGGCCAAGUAUAGAAAUGUGCUCAAUGCCCAAAACAUUCAAGCCCCUAUCAUCCCUCUGUUCCCAGUGCUGAAGAAGGACCUCACUUUCCUGCAUGAGGGAAAUGACAACAGCGUGGAAGGGCUAGUAAAUUUCGAGAAGCUGCGGAUGAUUGCUCAAGAGAUACGCAAUGUUGUGCGCAUGACCUCGGCCAACGUGGACCCAAACCUCAUGUUCAGGCAGAGGAAGAAAAGAUGGAAAAGCCUAGGAUCCCUAAGCCAAGGCACACCCAAUUCUAACAUCCUGGAAGCCCAAAGCGGGGGCAACAAGAAGCGUGUGCGCCGCAGCUCAUUGCUCAAUGCCAAGAAGCUGUACGAGGACGCCCAGAUGGCCCGCAAGGUCAAACAGUACCUGUCCAACCUGCAGGUGGAGACAGACGAGGAGAAGUUCCAGAUCAUGUCACUGCAGUGCGAGACAGGUUACAGCUCCUCGUCCAAAGGCCUGGGGGAGAGGAGGUCGGUGAAGUCAGAUGUGUCCCCAGUGUCCCAUCGGCCAUCAAUAGCGUCGGGGAAGUCCCCACAGCAUCGCAUGAGCCAAGUGUUACUGGCGCCGCCAGUGAGCCUCUACGCACUGCGCAAGAAAGGCACUGCCAAGGACUCUGGCCCCCACAGCCCCAGCCCUCCUCAAAUGAUCAAGAGGCCGACGACAGAGUCAUUUGAAGACUGGGGUGAAAAGGUGGCCUCUGAAGAUUCCAGCCCCACAGUGUCUCCACAUGGGUCCCCACACAAGGGAAGUGGUGGGUCCAGGUCUCGGAAUCCCAGUCCAGUGCACCUCUUGAGCUCCUCUCCAGCCAGUGAAACCAGCACCAAGCUCAUCUGUGCUCACAUAGGAAAGCUGGACAGUGUUGGGAAUAACAACUCCCCAGUGGAAUCUCCUUUGACUCCGGGUUCGGAAAACUGCUGCCACGUUAAAGCCUGCGCAGAUGCUCCUAGCCCUACCUACGCUCCGAUGGGGAGGAGGGACCGCACCUACGCAGACAUCAAACACAGCCAGUCUUCCUCCAGCUCCUCUCUGGUGAGGACGGCUGUGACGAGGGCAUCCACCCUCCCGUGCUCCGUGAUCCAGAGGCAGCUGGCCCAGGACCAUGCUGCCGUCUCCGUGGAGACAGGCGGACGCGGGAGCCCGCCGUUCUGCUCGAGCAACUCCCAGCAGGACCUCCAGAGCCCUCCGACUCAUCGAGCCAGGGCGAGCCCAGACGCCCUCCGUCAGACCCAGCGCUCACCUCAGCGGGCCCUCUCCAGCCCCCUCUGCGACCCCCCAGAUGGGGACAGCAGCAUCGGCAGCUGCAGAGCCACAGAGACUGCCGCCUUGGUGCAUGCAGAGCCUCCUCGCAGGGCUCAGAGCACAGACUCCGCCUAUAAAGCUGUCACUGCAAGCACAGACCAAGGACUCGUGGUGUACUGUGUAACUUCUGGCACGAAGUACAACAGGCACAGGGGACCACCUCCAACCCCACCAGGUUAUCAGGGCCUGUCCCUGGGAGACAUGCAGGAGGAGGGGCCCAGACACCCCCACGCCAAACCUCCAGACUACAGCGUGGCCCUGCAAAGGUCCCGGCUGCUGCAGAGCCCCUGUGGCCCCGGGGGCCCUGAGGUGAUGCCCGACAUCCUGAUGCAGGCCAAAAAGCCAGCAGACAACCCCCUCGACUCUGAAAGCGCACGGAGAUCGGCUGCCAGGAAGGACGAUGAGCAGGUUUCGGCUGUUUAGCUACUGCAUUUCCAUUGGAGUCCUCUGGGGGUGCACUUGAGCUCAAUGGGUAAGACUCAGGAUGGGAGGCCAGUGCUGACUCUGCGCCGAGCACAGCUUUCCACCCCCCGUCCCACAGCACCUCCAGCCCAAAUUCACGUCAGCAACAAACAAAGAAAGGAUCUGCCUCCAAAAAUGUUUCAUCGUGAUACUUACUUUUCCCUGACAUGUUGGGGAAAUACAUUUUAUCCAGGGCAUCUUCACAACUGUAGUUUUUAAGGAGACGGUUCAUAAUCUAGUAAUCAUUUUGCUGAGUCUGCUCUUCUUUGACUGUGCUGCCAUGUUCUGUAGCUUUGGAUGGCAAAGACAAUAUUUGAGGCUCAGAUUUGUUCUGCUCUGUUCAUACUGCUUCAGCUGAGUGUAUGACUCACAUUGACCUUGAUCCUUUGUGUGCUGUUGUUUAUUAUUACAUUUUAAUUAGGCAGAUCCUUUUUAUCCAGAAUGAUCUACAAGGAUUUGAUACCAUGCGGUAGGUAUAAAUGUAGGUAUACAGUUAUUUAGGUAUUAUUACAGUGUAUGCGUUGUAAAUUUGUCAUCAGAA